This is a messenger RNA of Ziziphus jujuba (common jujube), 1396 nucleotides long. Its product is annotated as elongator complex protein 4. The transcript is spliced from 6 exons. Gene Ontology annotation, biological process: tRNA wobble uridine modification. Gene Ontology annotation, cellular component: cytoplasm; elongator holoenzyme complex; transcription elongation factor complex. NCBI's taxonomy places the organism in Eukaryota, Viridiplantae, Streptophyta, Magnoliopsida, Rosales, Rhamnaceae. The coding region runs from base 461 to 1321 and encodes 286 amino acids. The record is from RefSeq and is a predicted model, not a curated record.
AAAAUUGGGCUCAUCCUUGACUCUUUUUGCCGGCUCACACUCACAGUCUCCUUCAGCGAUGGACGUCUUUUGGUCGCCACUAACCGCUCCUUUGUGAAAUGUCGCUCGCCGGUUACCAAGUCGCUGAUCACUUUGAGGAUCUCAUUCUCCUCCAAAGUCUCUCUCUUUAUCCAAUCUCUUCUUCUUGCCGGACCUCCAUGUCUCAGGAGUCUCAUAAUUGAGAGAGCUAUUACUUAUUUUCUUUUGGGUGCUCCAUUGGAAGUGAUAGCAUGCUUGAAGCAACCAUGUCUGCCACCAAGACUCGCACAAGCAGCUUAUCUCGCAAUUUUUCUGCUUUAUCCUCAUCUCAAACCCCCGGACUCAAGCACGGUCCCAAUGGCACAACCUUCAUCUCGUCUGGCAUACCGGACCUUGACAGCAAUCUUCUAUUGCUUACACUACUGAGAAAUUAUAGAUUGCGAUGGGCAGGAGUGGUGCAAUCAUGAUUGUUAAUGAUUCUUUUAUAUGUGUAUCAUUCUCUAUAAUUUAUAGGGAUUUUAGGUGGAGGCUUUUCUCCCUGAAGCCUGGUCAUGGUGAUGGAAGAUUCAGAAGCUCCUCAUCAUAUGCUUUUGCCGAGGAGUUUUAUGUCUCAGGGACUUGUUCUCAACCAGCCACUUCUCUAUCAAGUCCUUCUAAAGACCCGAGGGGAUUUUUGGGUACUUUGCCUUCUCCAGUAUCAUCCAAAGAUGAUAUGUCACAUAAUCGUGAUCCUGAUCAGGAGAAGGGGUUGAGGAUAGCUUGGCAAUAUAAGAAGUAUUUUGGUGAAAAUCAACAGAAUUUUGAAAUUCAUAAAGAUGGUAAGUGUGAGUUCUGCAAUGACUUUGACCUGCGGAAGCCCUUGGAGAGGCAAUUUCUAACUGGCAAGCAUAUAGAUUGUGUUAGCAUUCAGGAUUCUCCAAAUCUAGAUCCUCUUCGGGACCAUUGUGCCAAAUUUUUAUCUCAAUUUCCAAGGAAUGAUGGCGGUGUUACCUGUGCUGGUCGUAUUGCCAUUCAAUCACUGUGUGCUCCACAAUGUGAAUAUUCCAACGCGGAGUGGGACAUUCUUUCCUUUGUUAGAUCUCUCAAAGGCAUGGUACCCUCAGUAAAUGCAGUUGCUGUCAUAACUUUUCCACCAUCUCUUCUGUCACCUUCAACCUCAAAACGGUUGCAGACAUCGGCGAAUUUUCUUCUGCCUUCAGUAACCAGGUUGCUUCGCUGUAUAAAAUUUCAUCGUCAUCCGAGAUACUUGCCACACAACCUUGAAUUUUUUUAUGACUCAACAUUUUUUCUUUUGGUUUUUUAAUUCUUCUUGAGAUACCAAGACUCUAUUUUGUAGUGUCCUUUCUUACUAUAAUAAUGACACUUGACAUACUUCUUA